Culex quinquefasciatus (southern house mosquito) is the source of this 1994-nucleotide messenger RNA. It is a transcript of the gene Ets97D, whose product is annotated as DNA-binding protein Ets97D. Lineage: Eukaryota; Metazoa; Arthropoda; Insecta; Diptera; Culicidae. The coding region runs from base 204 to 1808 and encodes 534 amino acids. The transcript has 3 exons. Gene Ontology annotation, cellular component: nucleus. Gene Ontology annotation, molecular function: sequence-specific DNA binding; DNA-binding transcription factor activity, RNA polymerase II-specific. Gene Ontology annotation, biological process: regulation of transcription by RNA polymerase II; cell differentiation. The record is from RefSeq and is a predicted model, not a curated record.
AACUUGAAUUCAGUCCACUUCGCGUGCUUUCGUUGAUGUGGAUCUUCAAAAAAGUACCUAACAAGAUUAAAUUUCACACUAAUUUAGCUUAACAUACUAAAACUGCACUCGCGAUGUGCAUCGCCUGCCACUAGGUAAAGUGUUGUUUCGUGCAUCCAAAACCAACGACUCUAGCAGCGCAACGUAAUUUCGCGACGCAAAGAAUGGACGGGCUCAACAUCAAAAUGGAGGUACCGGAUCUGCCACUUCCGGACCAGCUCGGCGAGGACGGGCUGGGCUUCGGCAACGGGCUGUUCCUGGGGGACGCCGACGAUGACGACGACACGAUUGUGGUGCACAUGGACCUGCGGGAGAAUUUGUCCACCCUGAGGGGCCUCGUCGAGCAGCGGAUUGGCAUGUCGCUGAAGCACUAUGAAUUUUGGCUGCAGGACACGCAGAUGCUGGAGUCGCACAAGAAUCUGGUGGACCAGUGCGUGCAGGGGGAGGGAUUGGUCCAGAUUAACGUGCAGGUUCAGACGUCCCGUCGGCGGAUCAAUAUUGCCGAUGUGUUGAAGCCGACGGAUGAUGUGCUGGAGAGCUACCAGCAGGAAUUGCAGUUGGCUGCGGCUCAGGCGGCUGCCGCCGCCGCUGCAGCUUCCAUUUCGGGUCCGAAUGCGGAGGCGACGACCAGCAGUGCUUCCCCGGUGAAUAAUGCCGCCGCAGGUUCGGCUUCGCCGACACCGGUCGCUACUACAGUUGAUACUGCCGUGUCCUCUCCGGCAAAGUUGAGCUCGAAGGAAGAGCAGGAAACGGCCUCGGCUGUCGCGGCCAUCAUCAGUUCGGCAAAUGCCGAGGCGAAUGCGGAGAAAGUGGCCGCUCAAACGCCCUCGGCCGUCGUUACGAACGGAUCGUCUCCGGCGAAGGUGGCUAAAAUGAGUCCGCCGGAGCUAGCCGAUUCGCCGACCAUAAUCGACGACGAUGACGACGAGGACGAGAUGGGUGACGGAGGGCAAGCGGCGUUGCGUUGGGUUUGCGAUACGAACUUUAAGCGCGACCAGCAGCGGCUCAACAUUCCGGACGAUCCGAUCGAGUGGACGGUGGCGCAGGUCAAGCACUGGAUUCAGUGGGCCGUGCGGACGUUCCAGCUGACGAGCAUCAAGCUGGCGGAUUGGUCCAUCAGUGGGCGCGAGCUGUGCGACAUGGACCACGCCGAGUUCAAGCAGAAGGUGCCGAGCGAUCCGGGCGAUCUGUUCUGGACGCACAUGGAGCUGCUGCGCAAGUGCAAGUUUGUGGCCGUCGUGCAGAAGCACGGUGGACUGGGGCCGGCUUCCGGCGGUGGGGGAGGCGGAGGAGGAGGUGGCGUCGAUCCGUAUGACGACGAUAUGGUCAUACUAAGGAAGGUUCCGCGGAACAACAGCAUGGGCAGCGAGCCCAGCUAUUGCGGCAACCGGAGUGGCAACAAUGGCCAGAUUCAGCUGUGGCAGUUUUUGCUGGAAAUUCUCACCGACAAGGAGCAUCGCGGGAUUAUCCAGUGGAUGGGUACCGAAGGCGAGUUCAAGCUGUGCAAUCCGGAGCUGGUGGCCCAGCUGUGGGGCGAACGGAAGAACAAACCCACGAUGAACUACGAGAAGCUGUCGCGGGCGCUGCGUUACUACUACGACGGGGACAUGAUUUCGAAGGUGCACGGCAAGCGCUUCGUGUACAAGUUUGUGUGCGAUCUGCGCGAGCUGAUCGGAUACGACGCCUCGGAACUGGCCAACCUGGUCAACGAGGGCUCCCCCCUAACCGAGCAGUACGACAUGAAGGGCUUCGACAUGGACUUUGACUAGGGACUCAUUUUUUUCGUGUUUUAUUAUACAACUCAUUUGCUUCCACACUCUCAUUGACAUUUGAAUUUAUACACACAUUUCUUAUAAAGAACGGCGAAAUUUUAUCAAACUGUUACGAGUUUAUUAACAAAGUUUCCUGGUGGUUCUCAAAUUAUAUUAUAUUCAGCUGAUUGUAUUACAAAAAAA